AUGUCACACCUCGUGUCAGAACACGAGGAAAACGCACCAAGCAUAGCCUUUAAUCAGUAUAAAGACCUGGUUUUUUCGCUAACACCCCCAACUGCAGUCAAACUGAAUCCUCCACGAGAACCACUGCCCAGAGACAAGAAAGGGCGCUUCACAAAGAAAAAAGCCAUUAACCUAGAACUUUCCGAUACCAUGCUUCCAUCCUCACAUUCAUUGCCCUUAGACACUCCAGAGAUCAACCAACGAGCACUAGAACGAGAACACGAGGAGUCAGAACACGAAGUCAUCCAACAGCUAGCAGACGACGAAGAAUCUUUACCAGGAGUGCCAGACCCGUCCACGCUAAUCUUCCCAAACCUUCAGUCUCCUAAGCUCAUACCAAUUGUCAUCCCCCCACCCACGCCAAAUAAGCCAGUCAACGUUAUGACAGGUGUUCCACUACCCGCAUUGUUCCAUGGGAAAGAGAGCGAGAACGCACAAAACUUCCUGCGAAGCACGGAAGCAUACUUCCUAGUUAACCAAAUCGCAGAUGAAGCUAUCAAAGUCGCACUAUUCGCAGCAUUGAUUUCAGCAGGCUCACAGGCAGACCAUUGGUGGACGAACCUUGAUGCACAGCACAAGACUUUGUGGAGGAACGUCAAAGCAGCCUUCAAAACAAAGUGGCCAGCAAUAACCGUAGCAGGAAAGACUCAACUUGAGUAUCAGAAAGAGUUAUUAGCACUACGGUUGAAAGAAGAAGAUGUAGGAGAACACCUCACCUUAGCUGAAAUCACCACCUGGUCCCACAUACACUUCCAUAAUCAACUCACGACGCUGGUACAAGAUGCAGGCGUAGCAAACACACCAGUCUUGAUCCACCAGGUCUGA
Molecule: messenger RNA, 864 nt
Organism: Suillus discolor
Lineage: Eukaryota; Fungi; Basidiomycota; Agaricomycetes; Boletales; Suillaceae
Exons: 1
Coding region: 1-864 (287 amino acids)
Source: RefSeq, a predicted model, not a curated record